AUGACUCCUCAGCUGUACAUAAACUACAAAUUGAAGUCCGUCGAUCAUCUGCCCUGGCGAGCCCUCAUCUACAGGUCUCUGAACACUUUUGUGGAUGACGUCGCGUCUCUCCUAAUUGACAUGCCCUGGAUGCAUCGCCUUUCUUGCUUCAGAGACGGGGCGGCUGCCGCAGCUGCUGCUGCAGCAGCUGCUGCAGCAGCUGCUGCAGCAGCUGCUGCAGCAGCUGCUGCUGAUGUGCUGCUGGUGCUGUUGCUACGGCUGCAGAAGCAGCAGCAGCUGCUGCUGCAGCGGCUGUUGCAGCAGCAGCUGCAGCAGCAGCAGCAGCAACAGCUGCAGCAGCGGCGCUCGUGCUGCUGCGAUAUAAUAUUUAUUAUAUAUCUAUACCAAAGAUGGAUUUAUAGAGUUGACAAAAACAGAACUCCGGGGGGAGCUGCAGCAGCAGAGAGAGCAGCAGCAGCUCCUGCUGCUGUUGCAGAUGCAGCAGCAGCAGCACCUGGUGCAGCAGAAGCAGCAGCAAGUGAUGCAGCCGAAGCAGCAGCAAAAACUGGCGCAGCAGAAGCAGCAGCUGCAAGUGAUGCAGCAGCAGCAACUGAUGCAGCAGCAGCAGCAGCAGAUGAAGAGGAGAAAUCGAAAAAAGACAAAAAGGAAACAGCCUGUGAAGAGACAGGAGGACUCAGAAGAAGAGUCGUAACAAGCAGCAGCAACUGA
Eimeria tenella is the source of this 708-nucleotide messenger RNA. RefSeq names its product cleft lip and palate associated transmembrane protein 1, putative. The transcript is spliced from 4 exons. NCBI's taxonomy places the organism in Eukaryota, Apicomplexa, Conoidasida, Eucoccidiorida, Eimeriidae. Gene Ontology annotation, cellular component: endomembrane system; membrane. Bases 1 to 708 code for a protein of 235 amino acids. The record is from RefSeq and is a predicted model, not a curated record.